Molecule: messenger RNA, 315 nt
Organism: Closterium sp. Naga37s-1
Lineage: Eukaryota; Viridiplantae; Streptophyta; Zygnematophyceae; Desmidiales; Closteriaceae
Source: the annotation of a GenBank genome assembly
AUGUCUUGGGAUCCAUGCUUAUGCACUCUUAAAGACGGUGAGCCAGGGGUUGUUGUUGAUGUGCUGGUUAUUGCCAAGGUACGCGCCAAGCAAGCUGUAACACGUGGAGAUUAUGCUGCCUGUCAUGACCUAGGUCCGCCCCUCCCCUUAUCCCCCCUUCCCCCCUCCCCUCGCCCUCCCCUCGCCCUCCCCUCGCCCUCCCCUCGCCCUCCCCUCGCCCUCCCCUCGCCCUCCCCUCGACCUCCCUUCGCGCCCCCCCCCCCCCCCUCGCCCUUCCCUGUCUCUCCCUGCGCCACGGACCCUGCUCUCCUGUGA